AUGGGAGGAGGUGCUAUGUUUGUGUCCGGACUGCGGCUUUCUGCGCUCCACUGCCCACGCCCGGGAGAUGGAUGCGCGCAAGGUCAGGAGACUGGAGCUCUGAAAAGUCACGAUUGUGUCUUGAUUUACAAAUCUGAGACAGAGGGAAAUGAAAACCAUACUUCAAAUAGUAGCUUAAUUACGCUCACCACCAAAAUGUUAAAAGUGAAGAGGUUGGAAGAAAUCAGCUCUUGUUACAGCAGCAAUCAGCUGGAGAAAAUGACAUUCUUUCAGUGCAUGGAAGAGGUUGAGAAAGUAAAAUGUUUUCUAGAAGGAAAUUCUAAUGAACAAGAUUCAAGAUCUGAAGAGAAUGAGGACAUUUUCAUGGGAAGAAUUGAGAAUAUGGAGUCUGCAAAGACCUUCAAAAAAGCUGAGGAGAAGGUGUGGCCAAACCCUGUCCUGAAGGAAAGGACACCUAUUGAAGAUGAAAGGACAUCAUCCCUCACAGAUGAUAUCCCAGCUCCUGCUGCUCCAUUUGACCAUCGUAUUGUAACAGCCAAAUACGCUGCAGUAGACAGUUCAUAUACUGUCAGCAAGACAGACAUUCUGGGAGGGGGUCGUUUUGGCCAGGUCCACAAGUGUGAAGAGAAAGCAACAGGCCUGAAGCUGGCUGCCAAAAUCAUUAAGACCAGAUGCCGAAAGGACAAGGAGGAAGUGAAGAAUGAGAUCAGCAUCAUGAACCAACUGGACCAUGUGAAUCUCAUUCAGCUCUAUGAUGCCUUUGAGUCCAAGAAUGAUAUCAUCCUGGUCAUGGAGUAUGUGGAAGGUGGAGAGCUGUUUGACCGCAUCAUUGAUGAAAACUACAACUUGACAGAACUCGAUACCAUCCUGUUCAUCAAACAGAUUUGUGAGGGGAUUAGGCAUAUGCAUCAGAUGUACAUCCUCCACUUGGACUUAAAGCCUGAGAAUAUCCUGUGUGUGAAUCGAGAUGCUAAACAAAUAAAAAUUAUUGAUUUUGGAUUGGCCAGAAGGUACAAACCCAGGGAGAAGCUGAAGGUGAACUUUGGAACCCCAGAAUUUCUCUCCCCUGAAGUUGUGAACUAUGAUUUUGUUUCUUUCUCUACUGACAUGUGGAGCGUUGGAGUGAUUACCUACAUGCUACUCAGCGGUUUAUCCCCUUUUCUGGGUGAUAAUGAUGCAGAGACACUAAGCAACGUCCUGGCAUGCAGGUGGGAUUUAGAAGAAGAAGAAUUUCAGGACAUCUCGGAUGAGGCCAGGGAGUUCAUCUCCAAGCUCCUGAUCAAGGAGAAGAGUUGGAGAAUAAGUGCCAGCGAAGCUCUGAAGCACCCCUGGUUGUCAGACCACAAGCUGCACUCCAGACUCAGUACACAGAAGAAGAACUGCAACUCUGAUGCUCAGAACCUCAUGACCAAAUAGUCCAUUGAAGGUGCUGGUUUAUUUGAAAGGAAAAGUGCUGCGGUUGCUGCUGCUUUGAGAAGACUUUUGAGCACUCAGCAGUUCUGAUGCCUUGACCCCUUUGCUGACUGGCAGGGGGAGUAGGGAGAGCCCUUGAACUUGAACUUGGAGCGACUUUGCUGCACUCAAUGGGUUACCCAGUUCCUGCUCCCUGGGGGCUCAG
Dipodomys ordii (Ord's kangaroo rat) is the source of this 1618-nucleotide messenger RNA. It is a transcript of the gene Mylk4, whose product is annotated as myosin light chain kinase family, member 4. Gene Ontology annotation, biological process: intracellular signal transduction; protein phosphorylation; positive regulation of apoptotic process. The transcript is spliced from 14 exons. Gene Ontology annotation, molecular function: protein serine/threonine kinase activity; ATP binding. Bases 1 to 1416 code for a protein of 471 amino acids. Gene Ontology annotation, cellular component: nucleus; cytoplasm. The record is from RefSeq and is a predicted model, not a curated record. NCBI's taxonomy places the organism in Eukaryota, Metazoa, Chordata, Mammalia, Rodentia, Heteromyidae.